Panicum virgatum (switchgrass) is the source of this 3119-nucleotide messenger RNA. RefSeq lists its product as uncharacterized. Gene Ontology annotation, cellular component: cytoplasm. The transcript has 6 exons. Bases 653 to 2776 code for a protein of 707 amino acids. The record is from RefSeq and is a predicted model, not a curated record. NCBI's taxonomy places the organism in Eukaryota, Viridiplantae, Streptophyta, Magnoliopsida, Poales, Poaceae. Gene Ontology annotation, molecular function: protein kinase binding.
CCUUAAAAAAAAAAGAAAUCUCUCCUCCCUUGCUCUUCCUUCCCCGGCGGCGGCGGCGACUGGGCGAGCGGCGGCGCCAUUUGUCCUGUCUUCGCCCAGGCCUUUGCCGGCGACGAGCGCAUCCUCCAGGAUUUUUCGACCACAUGCGUCCUUCUGGAUUUGUCUAGUUUACCCUUCUUUCAGACUGGCAGAUAUCAAGAGACCAUACACAUCUCGCACCUCUAAGUGGGUGUGGGCCUGCAACAAUUCCUUCACAAGUCUAUCUUUGCCUUUGGGAGUAAGCCCAACUUACAUCUGGAGACUGCGCCGAGCCUUGGAAGGUCUUUUUGUUGAUUACGGCUAAUUUCCAACGGCAGCUGAGAUGUAACAAAUUUGCUGGGCUGAGUUCUCUACAAAACCUCCUGUGAUUCAGCAAUGUGAUUGGUUUCAUAGUGUUUUUAGUGUCUUGGUGAUUAAAGCAAUCUGGUGUAAGCUCAGUUCAGAUCAGAGUUGAUUUCUUAUGGUUAGGUUCUUUUGCUUUUCAUCCUCUACCACACAACACAGAUCCAAGGAGGGUUUUCCCCCAGCAGAUGAAGCCAUGCAUGCCAUGGUUCACCUUAUCACCGAUAGAUUUCCGAUAAUUCCGAUAUUUCUGUUUUACCGGUAAACCCUGAUGCAUGCCGCUUCAAGGAAGGAUUCUCGGGAACAAAUGGUGAAGUCCAUGACUGGGUCAGCUAGUCCAAACCAGAUGACAGAUGAAAAUAAUCGCUCAGCUGUGAGCGGGCAUUACGGCACUAGCCCAUCAUCUCAUCAAGAAUGCUGCAGGUCAGAAAAUUUGAAUAGAUAUGCAUGCUCUGAUGAGGGCAAGGAGGUUGGGCACCUAAAGAAGAGCCAGUCUCUUGGAAACAUUCUUCAAAAGGAUCGUGAUCAUAAUUGUAGCGAAGGUACUGAGUGUGAUUUUACAGAUCAUGAACACAAAUGCCACCACUCUAGUUUCAAGAGCAGUGCAGUUGUUGGAGAAUCUAGUAAGGUGUGCAGCCCGAAAAAUGAAGAUGCUUUUGAUGCCUCAUCUGACCUUAUCAGCCAUGACUUCUGUGAAACUUUUGACUCCGAUAGCCGUCAUCAGAUAUCUUAUGCCCAAAGCAAAUUCCCAAGAUCACAAUCUGCCAUAUUCCAGAACGAUACCACCAGUGAUCAAGAGGGUUCUGUAGAUUCUGGGAUACUAGGGUCUCGUUGCCGAUCUGUCGAGGGUUUAUGUUCAUUAAUUGACGAGAAGGUUGACUACCUGAGUGCUGGUGAAAUGCACCGAUGUACAUCGAAUUUGGAUGUGUAUUGUGCACCGUCUUCUCCAGAUGCAUAUCAGACACUAAACAUUGAAGCUAAUGGCUCAGUUGAUUGCUCUGAUGCUGCUGAAGGAGGUCAACGGUCCACCGGGAGCACAGAAGAUAAUUUUAUCAGGGAUGGGAUUCUUGUAGGUCAUGAAUACUGGGAUGGCAAAUACAUUUGUGGUGACCGCUCGGUGGAUCCAGUUGCCCCUUUCUGCGCUGAUUCAGGGCAUGCUUUUCACCACUCUGGAAAUGAUGGUGGCCUUCGUGAAGCUAUGGAUAAAGAGAGAGAAGAUAAGCUUUGGAACAGAGAUAGCACACACCACCAAUCACUUGUUGAAGUGCCUGACUCGGUGGACAUUUCUGAUACAAAGGACAUCAGUGGAGAAGCUGAUCACAAUAAAACUGAUAUUGAUGGGGACCCAAAUGAACUUACUCCAAGAACCUAUAACAUUAAAAGAAUUGAGGAUUGGAUCAACCAAAUUGAUAUGGAUGACAUCGCUGUGGAUGAGCAAGGAGAAAGUUCAAUUUCUGCUUCGACUGAAUUUCGUGAGCCAACAGCUGGUGUUCCUGCUGUGCGGCCUGAUGCUAAAAGUCCACUUGGUAUGGAGAUAGCCUACACUUAUAUUUCAAAAUUAACUCCUGCUUCAUCGUCGGCACAGUUGGCAAACCUUGGUUUGGUUGCAAUACCAAGACUGAGUGCAUUCUCAGGCUUACGCUUAUUGAACUUAUCAGGGAACUCAAUCGUGCGAGUAACUGCAGGAGCUCUUCCAAAAGGCCUGCACAUGCUAAGCCUGUCGAAGAAUAACAUCUCAACUAUUGAAGGCCUCAGAGAAUUGACACGAUUGCGCUUGCUGGAUAUCAGUUAUAAUAGGAUAUCUAGAAUUGGCCAUGGAUUGGCCUCCUGUUCCUCGUUAAAGGAGUUAUAUCUGGCUGGUAACAAGAUCAGUGAGGUAGAUGGUCUUCACCGCCUUCUGAAGCUUAAGGUUCUGGACUUGCGCCACAACAAGAUUUCUACAUCGAAGGGCCUUGGGCAGUUAGCUGCGAAUUACAAUUCUUUAGAAGCCAUUAACCUUGAUGGCAACCCUGCACAGAAGAAUGUAGGUGAUGAGCACCUGAAGAAAUACCUGCUCGGUCUCCUGCCAAACCUUGGGGUGUACAACAAGCACCCUAUUAGAGCAACUGGUUCAAAAGAUGUCUCAGACCGUCAUAGCCGCAAGAUCUCUUCCUCACACCGUGCUGACCGCGGUGGCAGAUCGGAUCGCAAAUCUUCCAGGAUGGUGGGUGCGUCAUCUUCUCACAAGUCACAGAGCUCACGGCAUGCCCGCUCUGGAAAUGCCACCUCAGGUUCUAUGCUGAAGCACUCAAGGACCCGGAACUUGCCCAUGACUUUGCUUGGGUCAAGACCAACCGAACAUGUGAGGUCCAUGGAUGCGGUGAAGCAGACUCAAAUAAAUGGAGACACACAAUAAGAUCAGCCAAGCACAAGUAUCCUAUCAUUGCUGUGCAUGAAGGAGCAAACAAGACACCAGUUUUUGCGGAUCAUUUUAUUUUUGGUAUCAUGAAUAAGGCUCGGAACAAUAAGCAGAGCAGCUUUCAUACCAGUUCACGUGUUUUGGAUUCAUCAGUGCUUUUGAUGUCAAAUACGAAUAUUGUACAAUGCAUCAAUUUUGGUGUUCAUUUUUUCCCUUAUUACGAAUAAAGCUUGAAACAAUAAGACUAGCAUUUCUUUCAUGUCAUAAUAUGUUCUGUAACAUAAAAUGGUAUACUGUAUGCCAGAAGAAAUGAAAUCCUGCAUACGUAUUUGAUUGAUGA